Molecule: messenger RNA, 1179 nt
Organism: Mollisia scopiformis
Lineage: Eukaryota; Fungi; Ascomycota; Leotiomycetes; Helotiales; Mollisiaceae
Exons: 4
Coding region: 1-1179 (392 amino acids)
Source: RefSeq, a predicted model, not a curated record
AUGAGCCAUGUUGAUGUCGCAAGGCAUGGAUAUUUCAGCUUCUCCACAACCAACAAAUUUCAAGCGGAAGAUGAGACACUGGCUGGGCCGAAGACACUUCGUGAAUGGGAAUUAAAGGACCUUCAUCCCAGCUACAACACUAAAGCUAUGACGAGUCUGCGCUUGACAUUCACGGAAAUAGAUGAAUUGUUUCUAAGAGGAUUUCGGAGGUCUCUUACUUUACUAGAUCUGAUCUCAGAAGACUAUAGAGGCGAUUGGAAGAGGAACCUCAUUAUCAGUCCGACGGACGCGGAAGAUUUCGAACGUCACAUUCAGUUCGGCCGGUUGUCUUCGGAAGUUUCUAACAUUGAUUACUUUCAAGACCAAGCUGAGAUACGCUUCUGGUGUCUGGCUACGGAGUUCUUGGUCCUCGAAAAUGAGGGAUUCCCAGGGGGGCAAGUCUUUGACCCCAACACGAAUGGCUGGAGAGCCUGCCCUGUUCCCGACGUCCAUGCUUCCGGAUUCAGCUCCCGCAUACUUGAGAUCGAAAAAGUAGCGUCACAUGUGCCUCAGCAAGUAAUUGCGGCUAUGAGCAGCAUCUCUCAUCUCUCGGCGCCAUGGAAUGUGAUAAGACAUCUUCGCAAGAGAACGGAUCUUCUGGACUCACUGUUUGAGAGGACGCAUCGUCCGGUAUCUGCAGAUCAGCAUUUAAUUUCUCUUGCUGCUCAGAUAGAUCAGUCUUGGCCGAAGAAUGUUCCCAAAAAUGAAACUUUCCGGCCUUCUGGUAUUGUGGUGAAAGCCUACCCAAAAGGCAAAGGACUUUCAAUCCCAACCCCAACAAUCAUGAUGAUAACAACCAUCUCCUCCGUCAUCAGCAUCAGCCUCGCCGUCGUAAGCUACCUCAAAGCAACCCCACAGCCCGGCACUCCCCAAGACGCAGACUUUUUCUCUCUCUUCCAAAGCUCGGUGCUUCAAAUCUCUAGUAUAUGGCCCAUGAUGCUUACCCUGCGGAAAACUCGUCUAAACAAGCUUGCGAGUAUUUAUAUCUGGGUUCUUGUGGUUUUCGGUUUGCUUACUGCUGCUGUUGCUGUGCCGUUGUAUAUACUAGUUCAUACGGGCUGGAGUACGUUGUUUUCUGCGGCGAGUGGAGUGAGUCAGGGGUUCGUUACUCUGCAGCUUGUUUAUGUUGUGGCUGCUUGA